AAGCAAUCGUCACUACCUAUAGCAGAUAUGUUAUAAAAGAGGCUUUCAUCCCACAACUAAAGCCCCGUGGAGGGAAGGGACCAAGAAGAGCUCUUGUUUGGCCUUUGGGGUCAUCUAGUACCUGUGGCUCAGCAGAUCUGCAACCAUGAGGAUCCUUUACCUGCUCUUCUCUGUCCUUUUCCUGGUGCUCCAGGUUUCUCCAGGAUUGUCUUUGCCCCAGCGGGACAUGUUUCUCUGUAGGAAAGGCUCCUGCCACUUCGGAAGAUGUCCCAUCCACCUGGUCAGAGUUGGAAGUUGCUUUGGGUUCCGCUCCUGCUGCAAAUUGCCAUGGGAUGUAUAAAAACUUCAUGGACUUUCCAUUCAAGAGCUAUGAAAAUUUCUUCCAGGAACUUUCUCUGAAUCUCCUUCCUGUUACAACCAGUGGAUCCUGCUACAACAAUGUCUCAAGCACCUCUCGUUUUCAAUGCAAAAAGCUUUAUGAUAUAGAGUAAAUCCAAAGGUAUUCUGCAUUGCCUUUCCUCCUUUUGAAUAAAUUGCCAUUGCGUAGCAUUCACA
Messenger RNA from Anas platyrhynchos (mallard), 555 nucleotides. The record is from RefSeq and is a predicted model, not a curated record. NCBI's taxonomy places the organism in Eukaryota, Metazoa, Chordata, Aves, Anseriformes, Anatidae.